AUGGGUGGACCUCCUCCCGCGUAUCCAGGAGGAAUGGGCGGUGCUCCCCCCGCUUACCCCGGAGGAAUGGCCGGUGGAAUGGCCCCCGGUUAUGCCGGAGGAAUGGGCGGCGCUCCUCCAGCGUAUCCCGGAGGAAUGGGUGGUGCUCCCCCUGCAUAUCCUGGAGGAAUGGCCGGUGGCAUGGCCCCGGGUUAUGCCGGAGGAAUGGGCGGCGCUCCUCCGGGCUAUCCGGGAGCUGGCAUGGGCGGUGCUUACCCCGGCGGCAUGGGCGGCGCCUACCCUGGGGCAGCCGGCGGCAUGGGCAUGGGCAUGGGCGCGGGAAUGGGCAUGGGCAUGUACGGCCAGAAGCAGAACAAGGGCAUGGGCAUCCUGCCCGUGCUGGGCGCGGCGGGCGCCGGCGCGCUGUUGGGCUACCAGGGCCACAAGAUGAUGCACGGCCUCACUCACCAUCACCACGACCACGACCGCAGCGGCGAGAUGGCGGGCGCCGACGGGGACGGCGAGACGGCGGACGGCGACGCCAACGCCAACGCGGACUCCGGCACGGCGUCGACGCUGCCCGUCGACGCGGCGGAGGCCGCCGCCGUCACCACCCUGGAGCCCGAGGCCAACCCUGCCGACCUCGCCCCCACCACCAGCUCCCCGCUCUUCACCUCGGAGCAAACGCCCGCCAUGAGCUCUUAG
Molecule: messenger RNA, 684 nt
Organism: Gryllus bimaculatus (two-spotted cricket)
Lineage: Eukaryota; Metazoa; Arthropoda; Insecta; Orthoptera; Gryllidae
Source: the annotation of a GenBank genome assembly